This is a messenger RNA of Tympanuchus pallidicinctus (lesser prairie-chicken), 8894 nucleotides long. It is a transcript of the gene FOXK2, whose product is annotated as forkhead box K2. Gene Ontology annotation, biological process: regulation of transcription by RNA polymerase II. The record is from RefSeq and is a predicted model, not a curated record. Bases 5209 to 6816 code for a protein of 535 amino acids. The transcript has 9 exons. Gene Ontology annotation, molecular function: RNA polymerase II cis-regulatory region sequence-specific DNA binding; protein binding; DNA-binding transcription factor activity, RNA polymerase II-specific. NCBI's taxonomy places the organism in Eukaryota, Metazoa, Chordata, Aves, Galliformes, Phasianidae.
AUCACCUCUUUUCAGUGUACCUGUUACACCAUUAACUGCACUCUGAGCAUUUUUCUUAUUUUGGAAGAAAAAUGACAGGAAUCUCUUUUUGAGGAACUCGAGGAAAUCCUUUGUAAAACAAACCUCGAACACAUUGUUUGUGUUUCAGUACUCAAGGAAAUCCUUACUACAAGAAGUUGUGUAACUCUGUUUCUGAUAGCACAUAUUAGUAAUAAUAACUUACAUUUUACAUAGGUGGUAAUUCAGUUCUGGAAGUACUGCGGUAAUGAUUUACAGUUUAGUUUAACAGACCAGACUCUUAAUUCACUUCCAGAAUGUCUGCUUAUUUGGUGUGCAUGAGGUUGGGCAGUUAGAAUUUUGGUAUAAUAUUUGGAAGACAGGAAAACUGCAAAAAGUAAUCGUUUCUUCUGGAAAAGUAUGGGCUAAGUGAAACAGCCACUUUCUCCUUGGUAAUGGAAUUGCUGCUUUCCAAGCUAGCAGAAGUCGCUGCUUUCAGGUUUCCCCAAGAGGUGGAGUUGUGUUUCUUCUUACAGCGCUCUUUUGUAUGUGUUGGUUUGAUCAGAGAGUUCAGCUCUCCUCCAGAGAGAUGCACCUUUUCCCAAGGUACAGAGCCACAGCACACAGGCUUUACAAGCUGAAUGUAUUUGUGAUUGCCCUUUUUGUGUUAUUUUUCCUCGUGGUGUCUAUAACUGCAUGUGUAAAGGCUCAUCUUUUAAGCCUUGCUUAUUUAAAAAUCUGUUAAAAAUAAUUGUUAGUUCUAGUUUAAUUCAUAUUUAAUUACCUAUUACUCUGUUGUGAUGUCAAUAAUAAAUGGAGUGGCAAAUGGAGAAAAGGAACUUGGAACUGCACAGAGCUGGUGGUCCCCUGAUGUAGCUUUGCAACCUGGUAGAAUUGAGGUCAGUGCUGUUAUUCAUCACUGGCCUGGGACAUGGGGCAGCACCCAUAGCAGUUUGUGGAUAACACCAGACUGUGGGGAGCGGUUAAUAGCUGGAGGGCAGAGCUGGCACUCACAGGGACAUGGAUGGACUGAAGGCUGAUGGGGGACCUUGGGAAGUUCAGGAAACAUAAAUGUAAAAUUCUGCAUCUGGGCUGUGUGAAGCCUGGGAAUGGCUGACUGGAGGGUCCUGGUGGGGAGGAUGUUGUGUGCGUUUCCAAGCUGCGCCCUUGUUGUCAUGGUGAAGGCCAGCCUUGUACUGGGCAGUGACUGUACCCAGCUUUGGGCCUCCGGUACAAAAGCCACCGCCAACAGAAGAGACCAACUGAAGAGGGCAGCGGAGGGCUGCUGAGGUGCUCAGGGAACAAGCGGGUGAGAGGCUGGAGGAGCCCACGUGCCUGUGGCAGGGGGGUUGGAACUUGGUAAACCUUGAUGUCUCUUCCAACCCAGGCCGUGCUGUGAUUCAAUGAAACCAUUCCCUGUUAUUGUGGCUCAUUAUGGAGUAAAUUGCCCAACUGCAGCCAUGGCAGGCUUCUCAAUUUGAAACAAGACCCAGAGAAAACUGAUGUCACUUAGAAGUUAGCUUUCCUGUGAAUAAGGUAUCGAACCAGAGGCCUUCAGAGGUCUCUUCCAAACUUUAUUUCUCUGCUGUUUGAUGUGAAUGAUGUAAAAAACAGGUUUUGCCUUCUGAAGUGCGCUGGAAUCAAUUGUGCACGUGGUACUGUGUGUUGUAGUAUCUCAGUGGUGACUUAAGCUUCAAAGCAUGUGUGUUUUCUACCAGGAGUGUAACUAAAGCAGUUGGUGGUGAAGAUUGGUUUUACUGGAGUGAUGCAGUGGAAUCAGGUAGGAGAUGAGUUUUAAGUAAGAAACAAAUAGGCAAGAAGAAUUAGGGAGGGGUGAGUUAUAAAUCUCCCUUCCAUAGAAAGGAGAAGUAUGUUGAAAUGUGAUUUCUGCAUUUUCUUUGUUUGCUGAUGAAUACAGGGCAGGAUAAGGAGGUAUGACAGCAUCAUCUUAGUGUGCUGUAUGGGCAGAGAAAACCUAAGUUGGAGAGAAGCUGUUUGAUGGUACAGAGGUUGUUGAUUACCUCAGUUUCUCCUGGAAAUGAGCUAUCCUGUCUCCUGUGCUUGACACUUCAAGCAUUUGAAAUAAGAAAUGAGCAAAGACUCAGGCUUGGGGAUGCUGACCGGGUUUAAAUGUAGAAAUGGGAAGCUUUCCUUGGCUGUUAGUGAACUAACAAGAGUUUGGAAACCUCUCAUCUUUUAAUUUUUGGGUGUGUUUAAAAAACAGGGAGAUCCUUGAAGUUCUUGCUGUUCAGUAGCAUUUUCAGUGUAAAAACUUGAAUUACCAUGGCAUAACUACCAUGCUUAGGGAGUUAUUGGUGUUGAACUCCCAGUCUAUUUGAAAGGAGGAUCUGGAGGUGCUGAUAACAGAACUGUAAGAGAACAGCUUCUAUCUGGCUUUUAAAAGGCAAUUAAAGUGAAAUAAUUCAAACGGUACUGAGGCACUGAGCUUCAUUGCAGGACUGGCAUACAGGGAGGAAAUGGAAUUCCUGCUUCUGUGUUUUGGCUCCACAGAUGAGAUAGGACAUUUCCUUAUUUCCAAUCAGAUGCUAUUAGAAUGUAGUUAGAAUUGCAGGUGUAUAAUUAACCUUUUCCUGCAGUGCAGGCAGCAUUUCUAAAGGAAGAGGAGAAAGUAUUUAGAGAUGUGACAAAAGUGGAAUUUAAACGUCUCCUCAGAAGACACCUGGCAAUGUACAGAGUUGCUAAACUCAUUCAAUAGAAGUAAUGCCAGGGUCAGCAGGUCUCAGUUUUGCUGGGAGCUGUAGAGAUAGGAAUGGUUUUCUCACGAAUAGUUAGAAAUGUUUCGAGGCUGCUUAUCUGUUUUCUCCCAUCUCAGCUUUUCCAGUAGUUAAGCCAGAAUGAACUUCUGAAGCAGAGUGAUUAGGACCAUUGGUGGCAUUGCAGGUGUGAUGCCUGCACUGCGGGUUGCUGGAUCAUAGGCUGGCAGGCUAGCCUCCUUUCUGAUGCUCUGUAGGAAAACAGUGUAAGUACUCUUGUGAUAAACAUACGAAAAUAUUUAAAUAUGCUACCAUGAAUAGUUGUUUGAAGUCUAUGAGAUACAACAAUGGCACAUCUGUGGCAUGUCAGUUGGACAAAUCAUUGGUGCUUUUGUUUUCAUCACUUUGAUUCCUGCCAUGUGAGCUUUUCGUCACGUGGCUCUUGGAACACACGUCUUUCAUAGGGUUUGGUUUUUAAAGAAUCUGUUGGACCAGUUGUGGCUCCAUUUGGUUUCCUGCUCUGAAUGAUAUCAUCCUCUGAAGGAACAGUGAGAGUUAGUUGAGUAGAUGAGGGGUAGAGUGACACUUUGCAGUACAGCUACGUUCAUUCAUUCAUUCAUUCAUUUAAAAGUGGGAUGUAUAGAUCAGUUUCUUCUAUAGCAACCAUCCUAGCACAUCAUGAAAGUAGUUUGCUUUUUAAAGAGCGAUUAAAAUUGAGUUCAGCUUGCUUUAGGCACUGUGUGUUCGAGCAGGUCUCUGUGCGUGCUUCCUUUGCUUUGCUGUGUAAUUAAAAAACAAAUGCCCAAACCAACUUGAUUCUCCUCACUUUAGAAAGUGCACCUUAUUUUGAUUUGGAAAGUCAGUGCAACAUGUGUGCAUUGAUGCAAAUGGCUUAGAAAAUCUGUUAGUUAAUGUACCCUUCUUAGAUCACUUUUUGGGCUAUCUUCCAACUAUUAAAACAUAUCUAUAUUUAAAAACCAUGCUUGAAAAUACGAACCAAUUGACAGAUGCAGUCUUUCAAUAAUACACGAUUCAGGUGUUUACGUUUGAGGCAGAACAGUGAUCUGUGAGUGCUUUGUGUCUUCCUUAAGAGCAGCACCCUGUGAAGCUCAGUGUGAGAAGUGUUGUGCACUACACAGUAACGGCUUUCACUGCAGCUCCUGACUGUAAGAUCCACGUUUGCAUGGCACUGCUGAUUAACCUUUGGUUUGUCAGAACUCCUGGGUUUGGUUUUGUUUUCCCAAAUCCGAUUGACAUUUGUCACCAGUAUUUUUCAGCAUCUCAUUUUUAUUAGCACAACAGCUGAGACCUCUCUCAAUUGCUACUAAAACAGGCAGAAAAUGCUCUCUGAGAGGGAAAGCAUGGUAGUGAGCUGGAGAUACUAAAAAAGCAGAAUUUGGUUCACUCAACUUUUUUGCUGAAGUGCAUCUGCAUUUUUUUGGCAUGGAUUCUGUUCCUGAUUUAGCACAUGGAGCGUGUUUCAGAAAUAGGUCGUCUGUUAAAUCCGGACAGAGUCCAUACUGAGAAGUGAGGCAGAGAGAAAAGGGAGGUCAGCAGCACUGCUCGCUGCUUUUCCUGAUGCUUGAAUGUAAACUGCAGGGGAAAAAGGAAUCUCCGCAACGGAUGCGUGCAUCACAAGAGGUGUAGUAAAAGGCAAAUGCUUUCUUUGCUUUAUAAAUGUGCUUUAAGAAGUAGAACCCAAAGAGUAUGAGAAUUGAUGCUUCCAAUGCUGCUGUUCAGCUCAGCCUUCCUUCCAGUUCUCAUGGAAUUUUGACAUUUAAUACAAUCUCUUCAAAGCAGUGAUGCCAUUUAUUUACAGUGUGCUGCUUGUGUUCAUGGCUGCAUCCCUCAGACCUAUUCCAGUAUGCUGGUUUCUGUCCUUUUAAAACCAGACCUACACACAGUCAUUUAAAAAACUAUUGUGAAGGUUUGUUUGUAGGUCAUACAGCAUUUGAAAGUUGUAUUCAUGGUUUGGAAAGGAUGUGUAAAUACAGUUGGGGGCUUAGUGCUGAGUGCAGUCUGACAGCUUAAUUAAAAGAGAGGAGGUGGCAAAGUUCCUUGAACGGAGCCUUUGUAGAUCCUUUUGUUGAGAGAAAAUGAAGUUUCUUGUUAACUCAGUCUGUUUAGUUCUGAGAAGUUAUAAAUAACCUGUUCUGUGUAACUGGGUUAACUUGUGAAUACCUGCAUGGAAAGAUGGGGGGACAGAAGGAAAACGUUCACGUGUGCUGUAGUUGUAUUUCAUUUUCCAACAACUCACACAUUGUUAAUUUACUGUCAGGUUAUAAUCAGUUUUUUAAUUUAGGGCUACAGAAGUUGGUCAUUUGUGUAAAUGGAAAUUUAUUGAACUUGGCUCUUGAAUUCAGCUUUACCAAAACAUACCUAAAAGUGGUAGUGCAGCAGCCAUGCACUCUGCAGAUGAUGGCCUUAGGACUGACAGGUGUUGGAUUUAAUAUGUGUAUGAAGAGGAAACAGAGCAAUCUUUUAGCUGGAGCACUCCAUGAAGCUGAUUAAGGCUCAGAUUUGCCUAUCUUUAUGCUCCUGCUGUACUUUCAGGUUUCCCAGCACAAACAUAAAGAUAACAUUCACUGCUCUGUCCAAUGAGAAGAGAGAAAAACAGGAGGCCCCGGAGUCCCCAGUGAAGCCUGUGCAACCCCAGAUCUCUCCCUUAACGAUAAACAUUCCAGACAACAUGGCUCACCUGAUCAGCCCUCUCCCUUCUCCCACAGGAACUAUCAGUGCUGCAAAUUCCUGCCCAUCUAGCCCCCGUGGUGCAGGCUCUUCAGGGUACAAAAUGAGUCGUGUGAUACCAUCUGACCUACAUUUAAUGGCUGACAAUUCUCAGUCAGAAAAUGACAAGGAGGCAUCGGGUGGAGACAGCCCAAAGGACGACUCCAAGCCACCUUACUCCUAUGCACAGCUAAUAGUACAAGCAAUUACAAUGGCACCUGAUAAGCAGCUUACACUAAAUGGAAUCUAUACGCACAUAACUAAAAAUUAUCCAUACUACAGGACAGCAGACAAGGGCUGGCAGAAUUCAAUACGUCACAAUCUCUCUCUGAAUCGUUAUUUCAUCAAAGUACCACGUUCCCAGGAAGAACCAGGCAAAGGCUCAUUCUGGAGGAUAGACCCUGCCUCUGAAAGCAAAUUAAUAGAGCAGGCUUUUAGGAAAAGGCGGCCUAGGGGAGUACCUUGCUUUAGAACCCCUCUGGGACCACUCUCUUCUAGAAGUGCCCCAGCCUCUCCUAAUCACUCUGGAGUGCUGUCUGCACACUCCAGUGGAGUCCAGACCCCCGAGAGUCUGUCCAGGGAAGGAUCUCCAGUCCCAAUGGAACCUGAGCCUAGUGCUAUCCAGCCAAAACUAGCGGUAAUACAAGAAGCACGAUUUGCACAGAGUGCCCCAGGAUCACCUCUAUCUAGCCAACCAGUUUUAAUUACUGUACAACGGCAGCUACCACAAACUAUUAAACCCGUCACCUACACUGUUGCAACUCCUGUGACAACAUCAACAUCCCAGCAGCCUGUAGUUCAGACAGUUCAUGUUGUUCACCAGAUACCAGCUGUGUCUGUCACAAAUGUGACUGGAUUAGCACCAGCAAACACUUACACUGUAGCUGGACAGGCAGUAGUCACGCAAGCUGCAAUGGUAACCCAGCCCAAGGUAGAACCUCAAGAGAAUGGAGACCACAAGGAAGUAAAAGUGAAAGUGGAGCCUAUACCUGCUAUUAGCCAUGCUACAAUCGGAGCUGCUAGUCGUAUCAUUCAGACAUCUCAGACUACACCUUUACAGACAGUCACUAUAGUGCAACAGGCACCUCUAGGUCAACACCAGCUACCAAUAAAAACUGUAACGCAAAACGGAACGCACAUAGUACCCAUCACCACUGCAAUACAAGGGCAGGGCAAUGCUGCUGCUGCAAGUCCUUUGCAUAUGUUGGCAACCCACGCGUCCGCCUCGGCAUCGCUUCCAACAAAGCGCCAGAAUGGAGACCAGUCGGAACAGCAGGAACUGAAACGUAUCAAAACAGAGGAUGGGGAGAGCAUAGUGAUAGCUGUUAACGUGGACACCCCGCCUGUGGCAGUGAGCGAUAAAGGCAGCCAGAACUAGAAACUUAGAGUUUGCUUUCUUUCUUUCUUUCUUUUUUUUUUUUUUUUUAAACAAACAAAAACAAAAAAACACACACAAAAAAAAAAAAACCAACAACAAACUCCGUGGUGCCAAAAGGAGACACUUAAAUAUAACACCUAAAAUCUUGGAACAUGUUCUCACGCAGUGGGGAAAGGGGCCCUGUGAUCAGACUUCAACGUUCAGCACUGAAAAAUAAACCAACACAGGUGGCCUUAAAACUUGGUAACUUAAAGUCAAACUGCAAAACAUGUUGUUCCAGAGGCUGUGACCCCGCUCCUCCCUGCCCCUAUGAACUGUGUGCGCUGAGAAGUACAGUGCUGGGGAGGGCUGCAGCUUUAAAAAAGUCUUUAUCAGAUGAUUUUAAGGACUGAGCAUCUCAGUGUAACGGCAGCAUGAUAAGCGCUUAGUGUGAACUGGUUUCAAACGAUUGUAUAUUCCUCAAAGGGAACAGAGGCAAGGAGCCAUUUCCUACAUCUUGGCAGCUAGCCUUUCAUAAUGACCUACCCAAUGCAGUUGUUGGUAGAUAUGCAGUAUUUUGUUGUUCACAUGUGGAAUUAGAAAUUUUUGAGGUGUAUUUUCAUUUCUUUGCAAAACGAUGGGGUCUUUGACAUUUCAAAUCACUCCAUUUCUACUCCGGAAACUUUGGAAUCACACAAUACUUUUCAUGUGAAAUUUUGUUUGGUAAAAAACUGAAUGUAGGGUUUUUUUAACCGACGGAAUGAUUUACUUUUGUCUGUCCUCUUAAAGUUCAGAUAAAGCUACUUUAUUACAUCUGCAAAUUUUCAUAUUUUAGCAGUUGCCUGAUAAAUUUAAUCAAAUUUUAUUACCAUGUGUAGUGAUCAAAUGCUUCUUUGGGCUUGCAUGUAACUGAUUAGAAAUUACGAUGUAAAUGAGCCGUUAACUGACGUAAAGAACUGCUAUGAAUUUGACCAGAGCUGCACUUAUCUGUUUCUCUCUCUGCUACCUUUUGCUGUUUGUUACUUUGUGUUGACUUUGACUGUCCCUGGCAUAUUUUUCCAGUCUAAAGUAAAACGAGAGUCUCGCUUAAUAUUGUGUAUGUUUAAGAUAACAGACUGUUCUUCAUUUAGAAAAGAUAAAAUUCUUUAUCACGAGUCCUUUUAAAAAGAGAGUUAAAAUUAUCUUGUCAGAGGUAUAUUCGAUAUUUUUAAGCUUAAGCACCCAUCUGUAGGAAUUAAUCUGACCAGUUUUCUCCGUAACACUUCUGAUGUCAAACACUGACCCGGGUCUCCAUCCACAGUAGCUGUUGUGGUUUUCUAACAGUGGCUACCGAAUGAUUACAAUAAAGAAGACUUAAGUGUGUGUUCUGCAGUUGAACAUUUUAAAAUGUAGUGGCAAUUUCUCACUUUAAUUGUGGUAAUAGAUUCCACUUUACAGUAAAAAACGCGAGCUGAGCGCGAGGCUGCUGUUCAGUCUUCAGUUCACAUCAUGUCUUAUUUCUUCUCGCAGCACGGUGAGUGAGCGCUGCACAGCUGGCUUGAUUUGAACCUGAUUUUUGUCACUUUCUGUAAUAAUGAUGCAUUAUUUAUAUUUCCUUUUCCGCUACGAAAGGAAAAGAACUGUGUUUUCUCGACGGACUGAACAGUUUGGAGUGGUUUAUUGAGGCAGCUUUUGGAACUAUUUACCUAAAGACCAAAUACGAGAAAUCUGUACAAGUUUUGUGUUCAUCCACAAAAUGGAACUGUUACAAUGAUGUCUCUGCAGAUAAUACAUAUUAAAAAUCUAUUUAAAAAAACCAACAACAGAACUCUACACAAGCUGAAUUUAUAACAGGCAUUUAAAACAAAGAGCGUAACCUGAAAAAAAACCAUUUCUGUAAAACUGCAAGAUUUUCUUUAGAGGUUUUAAAAAUAAAAAAGUAAAGUUUUAACAUACUUUUUUUAAGAAAACAAAAUCCAGUACUAGUAAUUUAAUUUGGUGUUGAAUGAAUCGAUUAGAAUGUGGUUUAUUUUCAGAAGUGAGAAUCUGUUCACAACUAGGGCUAGGUGAAUAAUAGUGUAUAAGAUUUUUUUAAAUAAAAUUAAAUUUUAUUCAGCAAA